Archocentrus centrarchus (flier cichlid) is the source of this 2184-nucleotide messenger RNA. It is a transcript of the gene slc25a55a, whose product is annotated as solute carrier family 25 member 55a. Gene Ontology annotation, molecular function: L-aspartate transmembrane transporter activity; L-glutamate transmembrane transporter activity. Bases 264 to 1262 code for a protein of 332 amino acids. Gene Ontology annotation, biological process: aspartate transmembrane transport; malate-aspartate shuttle; L-glutamate transmembrane transport. NCBI's taxonomy places the organism in Eukaryota, Metazoa, Chordata, Actinopteri, Cichliformes, Cichlidae. The transcript has 10 exons. The record is from RefSeq and is a predicted model, not a curated record.
UCAGAAGCGCCCCGCCCCCCUUAAAAAAACCAGUGGAAAAUUCCAGUUACUCUCUCGCUUACCUAUAUUAGCGGUUCAACCAGCGGUCGAGACAGAAGUACCGAUCAGUCGCUCGGAACAAUCAUUAAAGAACUAUUGUGAAAUAACUUCUUUGGACUCUACUCAUUCACUUCACCGAAGAACACCUGAAUCUACAUCACCUGAUUUUUGCGAUUUCUUUUUUUUUCACCACAUCUUCUGUUGUCACUUGUUUCAAAGCCAUCAUGUCUCAGCAGCAGAUCAGCCUCCCAGCCAAGCUCAUUAAUGGCGGCAUUGCUGGCAUUGUUGGGGUUACUUGUGUCUUCCCCAUUGACUUGGCAAAGACCAGGUUGCAGAAUCAGAGACGAGGUCAGCAGGUCUACAAGAGCAUGAUGGACUGCCUUGUCAAGACAGUUCGAUCAGAGGGAUACUUUGGAAUGUACAGAGGUGCUGCUGUAAAUCUGACCUUGGUUACCCCUGAGAAGGCAAUCAAGCUGGCUGCUAAUGACUUCUUCCGCCAUCACCUUGCCAAGGAUGGAAAGGGGCUGACAGUGUUCAAAGAGAUGCUGGCAGGCUGUGGUGCAGGCAUGUGCCAGGUCAUUGUUACCACCCCCAUGGAAAUGCUCAAGAUACAACUGCAGGAUGCCGGCAGACUUGCGGCCCAACAGCAAAAACCAGUCAUGAUGACUCCCACAAAGCUCGUGGCCACUAAUGCUGUGCUCAGCCGCUCCUACAAUUCUGGCACGGUCAUCUCUGCACCAAGAGCUGUGUCAGCUACACAGAUCGCCAAAGAACUCUUCCAUACGCAGGGGAUCCAGGGUCUUUACAAAGGUCUGGGGGCCACACUGAUGAGAGAUGUCCCCUUUUCUAUCGUUUACUUUCCAUUGUUUGCUAAUCUGAACCGCCUGGGCAAACCCAGUCCUGAGGAGUCUUCACCCUUCUAUUGGGCCUUCCUCUCAGGCUGUGCUGCAGGAUCCACUGCUGCGGUGACUGUUAACCCCUGCGAUGUGGUGAAGACCAGACUGCAGUCAUUGAACAAAGGGGCUAGUGAGGAGACUUACAGAGGAGUCGUGGAUUGUGUAAGUAAAAUAAUGCAGAAAGAAGGGCCCUCUGCAUUUCUGAAAGGUGCCGGCUGCCGGGCUCUGGUCAUCGCACCUCUGUUUGGAAUUGCACAGGUCAUGUACUUUGUUGGUGUUGGUGAAUACAUCCUGGACAACUCACCUUUGCGCCUCUUGGCAGCAUAAGACUGUAUCAUCUUGCUGACUAGCUAUGCAUCAGACCUGGUGGAACACCCGCCGGCUACAUGCUAUCACUUUACAGCAAGAAGGGGGGAAAAAGUACAAAUGUAAAGACCUAGGAGUUCAUCAUCUUUACAGUUGGACCAUGGUGUUGCACUUAAACCCUUUUGUUACUUGUUCUGUAGGCUGAAGCCAGUUUUUGCACUUGAAGCUGUUAGCCUUACUGGAUUGGGGACUCUUUUGUCCCUAAACAUUUGUCUUGUUUCCCUCUGUGAGGGCUGGAAGCUCACUCCUAGAUGACAGACUGAUUUGUUUUUCCUCCAUCAUGACGUUAUUUAAAAUGGCUAAAUAUGGGUUUGUAGUAUUUUCUAUGUUUUUAUUUCUUUGCUGUCUCCAAGCCUUCGACCGGGGAAAAAAAAGUUAAGUGAUUCCCAUGGCCCAGUUUACACAAUUGAUUGGAAAGGAUUUUUUUUUUUUUGUAAAUUCUUUUGUGUUAAUGUUUACUCUCAUCAUGAACCUUCUUAUUGAAAUGGGACCACACAGUUUACCAAACCAUAAACUGUGUCCUGCACUUGACAUUAGCCCUACAGUUGUUAGUGCUCUGUGAACUACUGUCUGUCAUAUCUGCAAAAACUUGAUGCAAUCAUACACAUUUUGUGUCUGUCCACUUGACCACACUUGAAAUGUUACUGAAAAGGUCCUUUGCGAUUUAUGCCUUAACAGAGCAGUUUGAAAUUUAUUUUUGAUUCUGCAAGGCAAGACUGACCGAAAAUAAGCAUUACUUAGUUACUGUGAGCAUGGUUUUUUUUGUUGUUUUUUUUUUUUUAAACAAAACAAAACUGCUACAUAUACGAUGUUUGCAAUGGCUUUUUGUACCUAUGUAUAUAAAUAAAAACUUGAAGUAUGUACUCUGCUCAAUGACUAAAUA